Molecule: messenger RNA, 1701 nt
Organism: Colletotrichum fioriniae
Lineage: Eukaryota; Fungi; Ascomycota; Sordariomycetes; Glomerellales; Glomerellaceae
Gene: ADE4
Product: amidophosphoribosyltransferase
Biological process (GO): purine nucleotide biosynthetic process; purine nucleobase biosynthetic process
Cellular component (GO): cytoplasm
Molecular function (GO): amidophosphoribosyltransferase activity
Source: RefSeq, a predicted model, not a curated record
AUGUGUGGAAUUCUCGGAAUUUGCAUGGGUCAUUAUGAUCGGGAUGAAGACAACUGCGACGCUGCGCAGGACAUCCAUGAAGCCAUGUACCUUCUUCAGCACCGCGGUCAAGACGCCUGCGGUAUUGCGACUAGUUCUUAUGGAGGACGAAUCUUCAUGAACAAGGAUUCUGGCAUGGCGGCGACCGUCUUCAAGGACGGCAAGAGGGUCAUUGACUUGCCUGGAUGGAUGGGCAUUGGUCACCUUCGCUACCCUACCUGGGGAAGCAGUGGACGUGCUGAAGCUCAACCGUUCUACGUCAACAGUCCUUAUGGAAUCUGCCUGUCGCACAACGGCAACCUCACCAAUGCCGCUGAGCUGCGUGCAUUCCUGGACAAGGACGCUCAUAGGCACAUCAACACCAGCAGUGACAGUGAGCUGAUGCUGUCUGUCUUUGCCAACGAGCUUAAUGAGACUGGAAAGGCGCGUAUCAACGAGACGGAUCUGUUCAGCGCGCUUGAGCGCACCUACAAGCGCAUUCAGGGUGCCUGGGCUAGCGUCAUCAUGGUUGCCGGCUAUGGUGUGGUUGCGUUUAGAGACCCUGAUGGUAUCCGUCCUCUGGUUUGGGGUUCUCGCAAGUCGACUCCUAAUCCUGAUGACGAUGCUUACGACUACAUGGUUGCGUCAGAGUCGAUUGCUCUGCGCCAGCUGGGCUUCAAGAACAUCACUGAUGUCUUGCCUGGGCAGGCUGUGCUUUUCAAGAAGGGCUGCCCUCCUGUUUUCCACCAGAUUCAGGAGCCGGCUUCAUACAGCCCUGACAUCUUUGAAUACGUGUACUUUGCAAGGCCUGACAGUGUUAUUGAUGGAAUUAGUGUCCACGAGUCACGCAACCGCCAGGGUAUCAAGUUGGCUGACAACAUCAUCGCUCGACUGGGCGAGGAGGCCGUUAAGGAUAUCGAUGUUGUCAUCCCUAUCCCCGAGACUUCCAAUACGGCUGCUGCGGCCUUGGCGGAGCGCCUCAGGAAACCCUACUCCAUGGGUUUCGUCAAGAACCGUUACGUCUUCAGAACCUUCAUCAUGCCUGGACAACAGAUGCGGCAAAAGAGCGUUCGCCGCAAGCUCAGUACCAUUGAUUCCGAGUUCAAGGGCAAGACUGUGCUUCUUGUUGACGACUCAGUGGUUCGCGGAACGACUAGCCGAGAGAUCGUUACCAUGGCGCGUGAGGCUGGAGCUCGCAAGGUCAUCUUCAGCUCGUGCUCGCCCGAGGUCAUCCACCCCCACGUCCACGGCAUUGACUUGGCAUCACAAAAGGAUCUCAUUGCUCAUGGACGCACCAACGCUGAGAUUGCCGAGCAAAUCGGCGCCGACGACAUCAUCUACCAGACGGUUGAGGAUCUCGUGGCCUCAUGCGCCGAGCUGUCUCCCCGUGACCCCAAGACGCAGACUUUUGAGAUUGGUGUCUUUAGCGGUUGCUACGUGACCCCCGUUUCCGAGGCCUACCUGGAGCAGCUCGACGAUGCCCGCAACAGCGGCAGGAAGCGUAAGGCGCUUGUUGCCAGCAGCGGUCCCGUGCUUACCGGAUCGGCGGAUUCUGCGGAAACUCCUGCUGCUAAAGUGGCCAAGACCAAUGGCUUGGCAGCCCGGACACGAGCUGACCCGCAGUCCCCGGGAAACCCUGCGGACAUUGGCAUCCACAACGCGGCUCAUGAGGGGGGAAACUAG